Molecule: messenger RNA, 1161 nt
Organism: Entrophospora sp. SA101
Lineage: Eukaryota; Fungi; Glomeromycota; Glomeromycetes; Entrophosporales; Entrophosporaceae
Source: the annotation of a GenBank genome assembly
AUGGCUGUAGAUAGAUUGGAAAUUUCAAUUACAAAAUUACAAUGGGGAUUAAGAGGAGCUCAAAUAUUUUGUGCUUUUAUUGCAAUAGCAUGUCUCGCAGCAGUUAUUUCAUUUGAUAACAAGACAACAUCCAGUACUAUAAUAGAUAAUAUUUUUAUUUUCUUUGUGGCCCUUUCAGUUAUUAUGUCAGCUGCAAUAGUCGGUAUUCCUUAUACUUAUUUACAAUAUGGUAAAUUUCAAAGUUUGGCAAGAGCUUUAAGGGUCAUUAGAAUAGAGUUCGUGCUUACGGCAAUGUGGUCUGUGCUUGUAUUUUUGGUAACGAUCGCACUGAGUAUAGAAUUGGGUUUGAGAAAUUGUGAUUCGAGCUCGGAUACGGCUGCCUUUGAAAGAGCUAAAAACAAAACAGGAAGUCUUUUUACCAAUGGAUUGGCCGGAAAUUGUAGAACUGCACGAGCCGGAAAUGCCUUCGGUUGGUUUGCUUUGGCGGGUUGGCUAGGUUCGUUGGCUUUGAUCGGUAAGGAAUGGUAUGAUAAUAGACGUCAACCAUUACCAAAGCAUGAUCCCCAUACAGAUGAAGCAAACGUGAAUUCCUCAAAAUCAUCUUUGGACACUGAUGUUGCUGGUACUAAUAAUCCACCACAAGGAGAAAAUGUUCAAAUGCAAAAUAUUCAUACUUUUGCUGCUAGUUCAUCUCAAUCUCAUUUGCCAACUCAACAACCUCAAACACAAUUUCAACAGCCUCAAACACCAAUUCAACAACCUCAAACACCAAUUCAACAACCUCAAACACCAAUUCAACAACCCCAAGCACAAUUUCAACAGCCUCAAGCACAAUUUCAACAGCCUCAAGCACCAAUUCAACAACCUCAAACACAAUUUCAGCAGCCUCAAGUACCAAUUCAACAACCUCAAACACAAUUUCAACAGCCUCAAGCACCAUAUCCACAAACUCAAGGACCAUAUCCACAAACUCAAGGACCAUAUCCACAAACUCAAGGACCGUACCCACAAACUCAAGGACCAUAUCCACAAACUCAAGGACCGUACCCACAAACUCAACCAUCAUUUCAACAACCUCAAGUUUCUCCGGUUCCAGCAAAUCCUCAAGCAACGCCUAGUCCCAACAUCGAAUUCCCACAACCUCAAUUUUUUCCACAGUAA